Molecule: messenger RNA, 585 nt
Organism: Emiliania huxleyi CCMP1516
Lineage: Eukaryota; Haptophyta; Isochrysidales; Noelaerhabdaceae
Exons: 1
Coding region: 1-585 (194 amino acids)
Source: RefSeq, a predicted model, not a curated record
AUGCUCAACCUGGCCACCAGCCUCGCUUUUAGCAUUUUGUCGACUCGUUUUAGCACGCUCGGUGUUGAGCACAGCUCUCUUCGCUGUUCCCGCAUCACAGCGGAGUCGCCGCCCGUCGGCCGACUCAGCUCGCUGCUCACCGAUCUCGGCUCCUCCGACUGGCAGCCCCUCCGCCCGCGCUCUUGUCUCGCAAACCCAUGCUUCGCCUCGUCGCUGCUGACGAGCUUCAGCGUGAGCGAGGCGUGCCGGCGUGGCGUCUACGUGCCGUUCGGCAUUGGGCCGACGGCUGUCCUUGCGUCCUCCGUGAUCUACUGGUCCAACCCUAUCAAGGAGAGCCUGCGCCGCACAGUCGACCUCUUCGCGGUGCGAGUCGGCAUGGCGGUGCAGGUCCUCCUUGCGUGGCGAUACUGCAGUGGGCGAGCUCUCCCGCUUAUACUCGCCGGAUACACUGCCGGCGGCGCCUGCUACGCGUGUGGUCGCAUCCUGACCGUGCGAGGAGCGGUGCUCGCUGGUCACCGCGUGCACUGCGGGGUGCAUGUCUUUGCAAACUUGGGCAACCUACUCAUACUGCCAUACGUCGUCUAG